UUGUGCGCGCAAUUGUUCUGGUAUGGAUACUGAAAUCUGAACAAGCUCGGUGAUCGAUGACAGCUCCGUAUAGCUCUCGGUGAUACCUGUGCGUGAUUCGGAUAGCGGUUGUGAAGUUUGUGCCUACUCAGAGUGCAAAUCGUCGCAGCAUGAAGUUGUUCUUCGGUAUCUCUGUGUUGAUCGGUCUAUGGGCAUUGACGGUGAGUUCGGAGCCGGAGACGAAUCGAACGAGUGAGGCCGAGACACCCAAGAACAAAACCGAGCCCGAGGCUUUGAAAAUCAGCCUCCAGGAUAGACCGAGAGAAGGCCGCGGAGAGUCUAAAAAAAUAGAAGAGACCCCCAAACACAAGGACGAUGGGGAUGCUGACGAGUCAAAGGAAGAGUCCAGUGAGAGACAGGUUCGGUCCCGCGUUCCAUACGGCUACAAGCCCGGUAUCCAAGGCGGGCCUCGAGGUCUUCCACACGCGCCAGUGAAUUUCGGAAGCUUCAAGAGAGUUCCGUCAGAAAAUCAAAGCGACUCCGCGCUAUCGCUCUUCGAAAAAAACAUGAACGACUGCAUCCAUCGCCUUCACAACGAGGUCCGGGGUCUAGGGACGAAACCUCUGCUACGAUCACCCCCUGCCAUACGACCUCUGCCCCAGAAUCAGGCAGAUCCUCCUUUCAUAGGACCUCAGCCUGCGGGGCCCCUUGUUGGACGCGGGCCGGUGUAUCCUGCAUUGAAUAAACAGCAAAAUCAUCGUUUCCCUCACGGACCGAUGCAGCUAACACAGGGUGGCUUCCGACCCACUUUCGGACCUCACCAUCAGACGUCACCGCCUGGGUUCAACAACGAUUUCAACGGGUUAUUCAGACCCUUCGGACUGCGGGCGUCGUCAUUCGGCAUCAGCCCGGGCUCCGAAGAGCGCUUCACGAAUGCGUUGGACACCGACGUCCCGUUCAACCAUUUCGGUCCUCAGCAUGCAUUCUCAUCUCUGGGCCAUAACAGCACUCAGUUCGGAGUCAACCAUUUCCAAUCUGCUGUUGAUUUCAAUGGAGGCUUCGGUCCGCUAGCGAAUUUCGGGGGCUCUCUGAACGGAGUUCCACAGAGCCUUGGGUUCUCUGGUUUGAUCAAUAGCGCGGAAAACGAUUUCAUCGGUUUCGGGGGAAACGCAUUCGGCUCUCGUGGCUUCGGGAACGGCAACCCGACUUUCGACGGCUACUUCCAGGGUUUCAACUCCAACCCUUUCCCCGUGGAUGCGGGGGAUAUGAGGAUCCAAUCGAACAGCCUCGGAGACGGAGGCGCUUUCUCCAGCCAAGCCGGGGACGUGAUGUCGAACGCGAUGAAUCACCAUGCUGGCGUAGCCAGAUCGCCUAUGCAGAGCUUGACUCAACAUGCUACUAAUAUUCCCCGCCCGAUCCAACCGAUCUUCCCCGCUGCUGCGGCCAAUGCUCAGAACCCCACUGCGGGCUUGUCGGUACCGAUGCCUCCGACUCCCGCAGACAAUCGCCCCUACUCCAUCCUUCCAGGUGGAAAUUUCCACUCGGCGGCCAAAUCAGCUUCGGACAUUCACUACGUCAAUAGACCAUUCAUGAAGCCGCCGUGCGCGUCUUCCCGGAAGAACGUUACGUUCUGCGUCAAAGAUGAUCAAUAUCCGAGGGAUUCGGUCGUGCAGAGCGCCUUCUCAGAUCCCUUGACAGCACGCCGACUUGUUCCGUACAUCCCCGACGAGGAAUUGGUUUCGGCUGAAUCGAAUGACGUGAAAAUGCGAAGCUCAUUGAGCGAAGCUUGCAGCGCGGAGACUAAUCUGAUACGCCCGAUGAGAGCGAAGAACACGAAAGGGAUGUGGAAAGUCAUUGUGAACGUAGACACUCCCUUAAAUGGGCAGCAAUACAAACAGCUCAUUCAUACCGAGACGUGCAGGAAAACCGGAGCUCAGUGUCACGCUUCACGCAAAUCUGUGUGCGUCCAAAAGUUCACCAUGCAUCGCCUGGCAGCAUGGUCCCCUCAGGAGGGACUCCACAUGGACUCCUUCCGCUUUCCGAUUGCGUGCUCUUGUCUAUUAGCUUGA
Galendromus occidentalis (western predatory mite) is the source of this 2048-nucleotide messenger RNA. RefSeq lists its product as uncharacterized. Bases 150 to 2048 code for a protein of 632 amino acids. The record is from RefSeq and is a predicted model, not a curated record. NCBI's taxonomy places the organism in Eukaryota, Metazoa, Arthropoda, Arachnida, Mesostigmata, Phytoseiidae. The transcript has 12 exons.